Messenger RNA from Pollicipes pollicipes, 964 nucleotides. RefSeq lists its product as uncharacterized. NCBI's taxonomy places the organism in Eukaryota, Metazoa, Arthropoda, Thecostraca, Pollicipedomorpha, Pollicipedidae. The record is from RefSeq and is a predicted model, not a curated record. The coding region runs from base 71 to 964 and encodes 297 amino acids. The transcript is spliced from 3 exons.
CGUCGCGCGCCGCAGAGGUCGCGACAGGAGCUCGGGCGGGGCCGAAGCCGCGGGCGGUGGCGGCACCAGAAUGGCGCUGCUGUACCGGUUCGUAAAGGUACACGACCGGGGCAACACACGCGUCUUCUCCUUCGUCGUGACCAAGACGGUGACGCGAGACCUGCAUCGUGAUGUCACCACCAAGGAGUUUCCCUACGGAUUCCACCGAUGGGCCGUCACCUUCAGCCGCAACGAGAAGCUUCUCGGCGUGUAUUUGGUGUGGAAGAACCCAUCUGAGCACGUGCGCCUGUACAUCGAUUUCGCCUUCUCCCUGCUUAACCGCGACCACUUUAGCGGUAACGAGAGCUUCAGCGGAAAGCAGAUCAAGUUUUCCAAGGAGUCCCCAGCGCAGGGUAACCGCAAGUUUAUCAACGUCGGAAGCCUAUACGAGCGCAAGUUCACAGACGCCAACGGCGAGUUUCAGCUGGAGCUGACCAUGACAAAUGUGCGGACCGUUUUCGAGGCCGACCUGGGGGUGCCGCGGUCGCUCAAGGAGGAGGCGCGUCUCGAGACGAGCUUCUUCACGUUCGGCAAUUUUGAGUGGAGUGUGACGGUGCAGCGGGCGGCGGAGGACCCGCAGCGCGUGAGCGCCGCGCUCCGCCGGCUCACCGGGUUCGAGCACAAGUGUCGCGUGCGGUACAACCUCACGCUGGGCGACGGCGAGGCGGCGGCCAUCUCGGGCAUCCUGGAGGAGGUGAGCGACCGAGACGGCCGCGGCCCAGGCUCAAGGUCGUCUGCGAGAUUGCUGAUGGCCAACACGGUCGGCGAGCUGGUGGUGGGUACGCUGGCCGCGCCCGCGUCAGGCCCCUGCCACGACCGCGACCGCCAGGCCUGGACCGUCGAGGCCGACACCAACGGCGACUUCCUGCGCCUCAAGGUCGUCUACAAGGACAUCCACAACAUUCCCCGGAACCAUAUCAAGUAA